UCCGUACGCGAUGAAGAGGAGGAACCGCAACAGCGAUAUAACUUGAGACCGAGGAAACAAAUAAACUAUGGUAAUAACCCAAUUCAACUGGCACGCCAAGUUCCUCUAGUCUCUCUUAUCCUGGCAAUUCUCGGCUUUGUGGGAUUACAAGUUCCACAAGUACAGAACAGCCUCACUCUAUACGCUGUAUACCAGGUGGACUUUUGCUCAGCAGUCAUCUUCAAUCCAGAAUGUUGGCCCGUAGGUGCGAUCUUGGCAGCUGCACUUAUGAUUUACUUCGUCAUCACAGGGUGCUAUGUUUUCCUUUAUGUUCCACUUGUAGUCGGAAGUCCGGUACGCAUAUUGGCAGGUGUUGCACUUCGUGGUAUCUGUCAUAUCGUUGGUGUUGUCCUUCGACGACUCGGCAACAUUGGACAACGAAGACGUCGAAGAAAACCGGCUGAUCUAGUAGAACUUUUAGCCGUGGCGUCACUGAUAGUUUGUCAAUACAAAUGCGGAGAAAGUUGUCAACAAGUCGACUUAUUUUCGCACACCUCCACAGUCUGCGAAAAUACUCUCAACGGUAACACAGCAAGCCACUCUAUAAGCAAGCGUGAGAUCUUUCGCUGCAACCGGUGGAGAGAAACAGCUAAGGUCAAAUUCACACAUACGGACAUACGCCAGAAGAAAACACAGUCCUACACAGCUUUCAUGAUACCGUAUGUACCAAUUAAGUGGAAUUCGUUCACGCUAACUUUGUCCUUAGUGAAAUCUGCUCCAACUCCUUUGCUGAACACUCCGUUUAUUACCGACGGCAAUUCCACCGCUAUAUGGAAUCCGCAAUUAACACCACUGUUGGAAUGCCAAAAUAGGUCUCAAGCCCAAACGUUUGACUGCAACAUAGCAAACAAGUGCGUGUGCUACCCAGCCGAAACGCAAGCAAACUGCAAUUGUGAAAAUCUUAACAUUUCGGCGUGGAUUCAUGACUUACGGCAUCGACUUCCUUUGGUGUUCCCCUCGGUGAUCUUCAAAAGGGACAGAGAAGGACAAGUUCAUGCAACAAUUCCUAGUAUGACGACAGCAGAAAUAAUAAUGACGAUGCAAGGCAAUCUGGAAACCGACAUUUUGGUUGAUGAAGCCACAUGUUCGAUUUCAAACACUUCGUCAUUACGCUUUAGCUUCGACACCGCAAGAAUUCAUCAGAAAUGCAGAGCAUCAUGUGGGCAAUCCGUGACCAUUUUUGAAAUCGGUGGACUAUUAAAGUACCCUCACACGGCUUCCAAUAUGGUUGAUAGAUGGUUGAGAGGGGAAACAAGUAGCGAACCUGUUGGAUUUCAUUGGCCCGAUUUUCCACAUAUCCUUGAUGUAUUCCUCAUGUGGUAUAAGACUCUGUUAUCAGCAGUCUUGGCGCUAUUGGUAUGUCGUGAAUAUCCGCAUAUGGAAUACGAGUCACGAAAUGGAUCC
Molecule: messenger RNA, 1443 nt
Organism: Ostertagia ostertagi
Lineage: Eukaryota; Metazoa; Nematoda; Chromadorea; Rhabditida; Trichostrongylidae
Source: the annotation of a GenBank genome assembly